UCCACUGCCUCCCUGCAUGCACAUCGUUGCUGAAUCACGGGAUGCGUACUAUUCGAGCACAUGCGGAGCGACCUCUACGCUACGCGUCAGCUCCGCAUCAUUGAGCAUAAGCUUUGCCACAAGAAGGCGCAGCAGUAAGUACUCUGGCCACCUCAAUAUCGCACGAUUGCAAUUGUCCGACACCAUGAGCUUCAGUUUUCCUGCUUGCACACGUUACAAAUGCCACUGUUCCCUUUGGGCAGGGCAUACUCUGGCGCAACCUUCAGCAUCGAUUUAUGCUUCUGCGCUGGUCUCAACGCGACCUGCCUCGUUCACUUCUUCGGCGUUAUUCUCUACGCCCCGGGUUUCGUCGUCGUCCCAACCAUUCUGAAGCGUCCCCCCAAUAGUACCCAACAGAUCCGGCGAUCUUCUGAACUGCACUGCCGACUGUCCUUGCUGUCGGUCAGUAAUACUCACAGAAUACUCCUGCGCUUCUGAAUUGACCGCCCGUAGGUUGAUUAUGAAGCGAUUGAUGAGCACCGGUGACUACGUAGCCGGUUCAUGAGCACCAAAAAGGAGAAUGAGAGGGGAGUACACACCAGGGACGCAAUGAAUGUGGUCACGGGUGGUGCAUCCUCAAGCACGACAUCAGCCGUUGGCCCAUGCGCUCAUAUCUGGAACGUACCGUAGAGGAGCGGUAAGUCAGCAGCGGGGUUAUAUUGCUCGCCAGCAGCACCCUAUUUAUCGCUUUCCGUGAGAAUUUCCUCUGAUGAACGGCUUUAUUAUCGCGCCUACAUGAAAUAUAUAGUUCCUGUGUUGGACAGCUAGGUCUCAGCGGCAACGACGCGAUCACGCGUGGAGAGUUUACUAGCCGUCACGCAAUAGACAUGUCGUCAGCGACACCUUGACGUUGACGCCGCGCGCGCGU
Phanerochaete carnosa HHB-10118-sp is the source of this 907-nucleotide messenger RNA. RefSeq lists its product as uncharacterized. Lineage: Eukaryota; Fungi; Basidiomycota; Agaricomycetes; Polyporales; Phanerochaetaceae. Bases 220 to 477 code for a protein of 85 amino acids. The record is from RefSeq and is a predicted model, not a curated record. The transcript has a single exon.